Molecule: messenger RNA, 2673 nt
Organism: Anolis carolinensis (green anole)
Lineage: Eukaryota; Metazoa; Chordata; Lepidosauria; Squamata; Anolidae
Gene: cunh19orf25
Product: chromosome unknown C19orf25 homolog
Exons: 3
Coding region: 653-988 (111 amino acids)
Source: RefSeq, a predicted model, not a curated record
AUGGUUCCCCCCCUCCACUUCUAUUUGGUCCGGAUCCAAAGGCCCAAGACCCUUCCCCUUCCCCUAUAAUAAUAAUGAUAAGUCAAAAAUCAGAAACUCCUCAAAGCACAGCAGACAAAAAACCAGUACAAGAAAACCGCACUACAAACUAGAGCAGAAUCAGUACAAGAAAACCGCACUACAAACUAGAGCAGAAUCAGUACAAGAAAACCGCACUACAAACUAGAGCAGAAUCAGUACAAGAAAACCGCACUACAAACUAGAGCUGACAGCUGGCACAACAAAACAUUGCAUGGAAAGUUCCCUGACAAAAUUGUGUGUGUGUGUGUAUGUAUGUAUGUAUGGUUCCCCCCCCCCCUCCCCUUCCACUUGGUUUGGAUCCAAAGGCCUGAGUCCCUCCCCGGCGCUCCGCAAUCCCUCCUCCUCUCCAUCCCUGGGAUGCGGACGAGAACAAGGAUGGCCAUUUUCCGGUCCUGAGGAUUUGUGACAGCUCCGGGGACGGAUUUGAGAUACACACACACACACACACACAGAGCCUCUCUUUUUCUCUUUCACAAGCACACGCGUGUAGGAGCGAACACACCGAAGCCGCAGCCAUGGAUGUCCGAAGAGGUAUUUUUUCAAGGUGCCCAUCGGCACCUGUUUCCAAGCCAUGACCUCCAAGGCCAAGAAGCGGGUGGUGCUGCCCACCCGGCCGGAGCCCCCCAGUGCCGAGCAGGUCCUUGAGGACGUCCAGCGCGCCCAGCCCAACGACCCCGUCUUUGUCUUGCUGGCCGAACCCAGCACAGAAGACCUGCCCACUCCGGUCAAAAACGAGGACCCCGAAGCCAAGCGGGAGCGCCUCUACCGCCUGACCCAGUCCUACGUGGAGAUGAACCACCGCCUGCAGAAGGCCUGCAGCCUCCUGAAGGAGAAGUGCGAGGAGCUCAAACUGGCCGGGGCCACCUUGGAGCAAGGCAUCCUGGAGAUGAAGCAGAGGGCCUUGUGAGGCACACGACUCGUUCUUCCUUUCGCGGGGGGCUGGGGAGGGGGCCGGGGAGGGGGAAUCAAAGACUCUCCCCUUGCCACGAAAACCCAGAAGCAUCCUCUUCCUUUCUGCAACAAAAACAAAAAGACUCGCCGGCCUGCAACGUGAUCGAUUCCAGCAUGCCUCUGCCACCGCCGCCGCUUCUUCUUCUUCCUCGACGCCGCUGCCAUCUUGUGUUUUAGGUCCCGUGAAUGUGUGCCGACCGUAGGCCGCUAGGUCCCGCCACUCCCUUCCGCCGUCUGCUUUCCGAUCUCGUGCGCUUUGUAUAAGUCGGGGUAGAACUGGGGGGUGGGGGCUCGUCCGGGAUUCUUCGUUCAGUCGUCGUAUGUGUUUCGUUCCGGAGAACUGGACUCUGAGGGCCAAGAGGUGGGAAAAGGAGACGGGUAUAGCCAUUUGGGUGGGUGGGUAGAGUGUCCCGUCGACGGGAGGCUUUGCAAUGACCUCUCUCCCUCCGCCCCGUUAUGGGGGCUCGUCCGGGAUUCUUUCUUCAGUCAUCGUAUGUGUUUCAUUCCAGAAAACUGGACUCUGAGUUUCGUUCCAGAAAACUGGACUCUGAGGUAGGGAAAGGAGAGGGGUAUAGCCAUUUGGGUGGGUGGGUAGAGUGUCCCAUUGACAGGAGGCUUUGCAAUGACCUCUACACCCCAUUAGGUUGGGGGCUCGUCCGGGAUUCUUUGUUCAGUCAUUGUAUGUGUUUCGUUCCAGAAAACUGGACUCUGAGGUGGGGAAAGGAGAAGGGUAUAGCCAUUUGGGUGGGUGGGUAGAGUGUCCCAUUGACAGGAGGCUUUGCAAUGACUUCUACACCCCAUUAGGUUGGGGGCUCGUCCGGGAUGCUUUCUUCAGUCAUUGUAUGUGUUUCAUUCCGGAGAACUGGACUCUGAGGGCCAAGAGGUGGGAAACGGAGACAGGUAUAGCCAUUUGGGUGGGUGGGUAGAGUGUCCCGUCGACAGGAGGCUUUGCAAUGACCUCUACACCCCAUUAGGCUGGGGGCUCGUCCGGGAUUCUUUGUUCAGUCAUUGUAUGUGUUUCGUUCCGGAGAACUGGACUCUGAGGGCCAAGAGGUGGGAAACGGAGACGGGUAUAGCCAUUUGGGUGGGUGGGUAGAGUGUCCCGUCGACAGGAAUGACCUCUCUCCCUCCGCCCCGUUACGAUUUCUCCCUCUGGUACUCCCCGGAGGACGAGAACAUCGCCGCCGCCGUGGCCGGGAUCCUCCGGGAGCACGGCUUCCGCGGAUACGUGGAGCACCAAGACGCCGUGGCCGGGAGGCCGGUCCUCGCCUCGGCCGACGAGGGCAUCCGCUCCAGCCGGGUGGCCCUCCUCCUCCUGAGCCCCCGCUCCUUGGGCGACCGCUGGUGCCGGCGGGUGGCCGAGCUGACCCUGCUCCACGCCGUCCACCAAGAGGAAGCCAAGGUCGUCCCGGUGUACGUGGGCGUCCGGCCGGAGGAGGCCCCGCCGUCCCUGAGGCUCUUAACUGGACUGGAAUACGGCCAGCGGUUUUUCAAGCAGAGGCUCCUCCGAUGCCUGGAAGCGAGUUGUAAAGGACGCCGCUAAGAUCGGAUCCGCUUGGUCUCUGUGGGUUUGGUGAAUGUCUGGAGGCUGGUUGUUUUAAUUUAAGGAAACCCUUAUUAAAGAGCAGGUUUUGGACAACG